This is a messenger RNA of Moneuplotes crassus, 1985 nucleotides long. The record is from the annotation of a GenBank genome assembly. NCBI's taxonomy places the organism in Eukaryota, Ciliophora, Spirotrichea, Euplotida, Euplotidae.
AUGAACCAAGAGCCGAGCAAACACUUUUCUGAAUACUUGAUCGACCCUCACGUCUACACACACACCCAUUCAGAUGAAGAUUUAAGAGAGAUCCUAGAGGAUUUAUGCCACAAAGUAAAGUCCCUGAAGAAGGUCCUUACUUUUCUUUGAGAAGACUGUCCAAUACAUAAUGAAUUUUGGAAAGAAAUCGAAGAGCUGAGCUUUGCUCUGCUCGGCCUAGAAGUAAUGAUAAUCACUUCCUUUGUAAACCUCUUCACAAAUAUGGAGAGAAUUGACCCUGAUAAAGUAAUUCAACAAGAGAUUAUCACUAAACUUGGCUAUGAAGGAGAGCUUCAGUCCAAGGAUCAACUUUUAGAAGAAUUUGAGAAAAUACAUGGAGAAGAUAUUCAUGUCAGCACUGAAGUUGUCCAAAAAUUCCUUGUAGGAAAAACUAAAAUUUGCACUCCUUCAGUAUAUCUUGUAUGUUCAGUUGCCAAAAGGUUAUACGCAAGAGUGGAGCAAGCCUUAGAUAAUGUCGAGGAUUCUCCUGCCGAUGAGAGUUUACUCAAAAAGCUACUCUAUCAUGCAGUCAUGCUCUCUAAAUGAUUCAUCAUGAUGUAUGCUGCCUCACUAGAUGAUCCGGAUGACUUGCUUUAUCAGAAAAGUGAAGAAUCUAAAGAAAGAGAGAUGCUAAUAGACUCUAUGGAGUAUCAUGAGCCUUCCGAUAAAGAAGAUCACGUAGAAUGUCUCAAUGCAGCAUUGAGCAGAAAUAAGUAUUUGAUGGGAGUGGCAUCCAAAGCUAUCAUGAAGCCAUCUAAGUUCUGUAAAAUAUGGACGGGUCUCUGGUAUGGAAUGUACUAUAAGCUUGCCCAGGAAACAGGAAGAGAGCAAGGAAUGUUUACCAUAACAAUGCCAAAUGAGAGAGCAUUCCAAGAAGGAGUUAGAUAUAAGAAGCAACAAGCCCUCAAAGCCGCAAAUGCCCAGAAAAUAGAUGUAGAAGUUCAUGAAAUGUUUUAUAUUCCUAUAAAACAAGAUGAAUUGAUAACUAUUGAAACUAUGGAAGACACCAGCCAGCCUAAAUCCUAUACUACAGAUGAGGACUGGCCGAUUGAGACUAAUUUUGAAGAAUAUGAUGAUACUGAAUAUAUUAGAGCAAGAAUCGUAGCAGAUUUCGACUACGAAUUAUACAAAAAUCAGAAAAAUCCAAAAAUAGGAAGUGAUGUCAUUGAGGUUGAAGCACUCAUUCUUGAUUUUCAUGGUGGAGCUUUCAUGUUCGGAUCAACAAAGAAGCAACUGAAGUACUCUCAAUAUUUUGCGACUAAGACAGAGUAUCCAAUUGUCAGUCUAGACUAUAGAUUGGCUCCAUCUCAUAAGUUUCCUUCAGCUCUGAAUGAUUGUUGGCAAGCAUAUUUAUGGUUGCUCAAAAAUUCUGAAAAAUAUCUGAAGAUAAAAUUCAAUAAGAUCAUAAUCGGAGGGCAUUCAGCUGGAGCAAAUCUUGCUUUAGGUGUAAAUACUCUCUGAAUCCAGAAAAAUGUCAGAAAACCAGAUGGCUUGAUGUUAAUUUAUCCGGUUAUGAGUUGCACACUAAACUCCUUUGCUCCAUCUCUCCUCCUAUCCUUAGAAGAUCUUGGGUUGAACGCAUCUUUAUUAAGACAAGUGCAGGAGAACUAUAUUCCAAGCGACUUUGAGAACACGAAUCAUCCUCUAUUGUCUCCAAAAUUUCUCUCUGAUGAAAUCCUGAAGGAAUUCCCUAUUUGUCAGAUUUAUGUUGGUGGCCUUGAUCCUUUAAGAGAUGAUGCUAUCAGAUUUGCGGCAAGACUUCUCCAACUAGGAGUCCCCACUAAAAUCUGUGAGUACAGAUAUUGCCUCCAUGGCUUCAUGAACGCAGCAAGGAAGCCCUGGAAGCUAAAGGAAUGAGCUGAUACGAAGCAAAACAUUAGUGACGUUUAUAUCAAAAUGGCGCAGGGCACUUUUUCGUAAACCUCUAAACUCUUUUUCAACAGAAA